AAAAAUUGUCUAAAAAGCGCACGCUAUAGUCUUACAUGGAAAGCUGUUCUUUUCCUCCACUACACACACUUCCCUGAUCUUAAAAAAGCUCUGGUUUUAGUUUUUUACAGAGAAUUGAGAGUUCGUUAAUGGCGGACUUGGCUUUUUUCUUAGCUUCCGCUCAAGGUGUAGAUUUUGAGUUCUCUUCUUUUUGAAUCGAUUCAUUCAUCGAGUCGAAGGAAGAAGAAACAAGAGUUUUGAAGAUGCUGGACGGACUUCUAGGUCGAAGUUUCGCCUCCAAAUGUAAAUCGUUGAUUAAAAUGACAAAGAGUCGGAUCGAGGUUAUAAGGAGAAAAAGGAAGGCCACUUUGAAGUUUUUGAAGAAAGAUAUGGCUGAUCUGCUCGCUAAUGGACUCGAUAUUAAUGCUUAUGGCAGGGCUGAAGGGCUCCUAGCUGAAUUGGCCCUAUCAUCUUGCUAUGAUUUUGUUGAGAAAUCUUGUGAUUUUGUGUCGAAGCAUCUUUCAGUCAUGCAAAGGAUGAGGCACUGCCCUGAGGACUGUAGGGAGGCUGUGUCAUCUAUAAUGUUUGCGGCUGCAAGGUUUUCUGAUAUGCCAGAGUUACGUGACCUUAGGGAUAUAUUUUAUGAGAGAUAUGGGAACUCUGUGGAGUUGUUUGCUAACCAAGAGUUUGUUGAGAAUUUAUCUUCAAAGCCAUCUACAACAGAGAAGAAAGUUCAGCUGAUGCAUGAUAUAGCUUCAGAAGUCGGCAUAAAAUGGGAGUCCAGGUCUUUUGAACAAAGGGUAUCUAAACCCUCUGCACCUGCACAGGAGCAACUUAAAAUUUAUGGGUCUCCAAAUGUCCAUGAUGAUCAAUACAAUUCAAUUAAUGGCAAGAACACUGUCCUGAAAGGCAAACAUGAUUUUUCGCUCAAAGAAAGGCUUGAGCGUGACAAUGAUGAUUACAGAUUACUUAAUGGAAAGGAUAGCAAUGCCUCAAGAAGAAAUGAGCUUAAUUCUCAGUCCGGAAAUCAAGUCCCUAGUAAUGGAUACAAGCUGAUAAAUGUCAGGGAAGAGCAUAUGCUGAAAAGGGAAACCCAUGAUAGUUUGUUCCAAGGAAAGCAAGAAGUUGCUGUGGAGAAGCGUGAACCCUCGAAGGAGGAUACUCCCCUGAAAACAGUUAGAUUAGGCAGUUCAUCUCAGAGGAAAAGAAUAGAAAGUUUUGAUGGCGGAGACAAAUUGCAUGAUGGUAGGGAGAAUGCUGCACCCAUAAGAGACGGCCAGGACAGUUUAUCUCAUGGAAAGCCAGAUAUUCUGCCUAGUUAUGCAGGAUCAUGGUCAAAGGGUGAUGCCAGAGAUUCAGUGGCUGGUAAUCAUCACUCUGGCCAAUAUGAUGCUGCAAAGUCAGCAAGAAAUGUUCAGGAGGAAGCACGUAAGUUCAAACCGUACUAUAAUAAUGCCAUCCCCCCUCCUUACACUAAACCCAAUGCCAAACUGAAAGAUGGAAAAUAUGAAGGCAGUUUAGGAUCUUCCUUUACAGGCUCUGAUGGUAAUGUAGUCUCGCAAAAUUUUUCAAGGGACAACAGAGCCAAUGCUGGUAAUAGGUCUGAGAAAAUCCUACAAGAAGCAUAUCAUCCUGACCGUGAGAGGCAAAGUGUUAUGCAUACAAGAGCAAGUGAUAAUGUACAUGAGAAUGAUAGACACCAGGAUGAAGGUAUUUGUAGUAACCCGAUUCCAAAACCAAGAUCCUCAAGGAGGAGGCACUCAAAAUCACACACUAGCCAUGAUGAUGUCGGCAAUUUGGAAGACAUAGGAGUUGUCAAGAGGAGAUCAAAAAGCAGGAGAAGGGAUGACUCAAGACGGGGCCUGCAAAUCUUGUUUGAUGACGAGCACUAUCGGAAUGAUGAAGAGGAAAGAAUGAUAGAUAAACUGUUGAUUCAUUACAGUAGGAAGCCAUCAGCCUAUGAACCUGGAAAGGUCAGAAGGAAGUCCAAAAGUCAUCAUGCAAAUCACCAAGACGCCGAGGAGGAUAAAUCUCCACAGCAUGGUAACAAAGACGGGCCUAGUGAAAUCUCAGAGAUUCUUCCACCACCCCGAUCAAUUUCCCUUCCUCGUGAGCAAACACCUCCUUCAAAUGCAACAAAAGUGUUUACUCGCGCCGCUUCCUUCCAGCCAGACAAGUCAAGCACAGCCAAGCAUGUGCAUCCCAAGUUACCUGAUUAUGAUGACUUGGCGGCUCGGUUUGCAGCCUUGAGAGGGAUGUGACCAUUUAGCAAUCAGAAUCAGCAUGAGUGAAUUCAUGGUAUCUUCUUGCGUUCUCCUUAAUCGAGUGCCAUGCAGCUUUUGUGUAAUAAAAGACAGGUUAUGCUCCAACCACGAAUGGGCAAUGACUGAAGUAGUGAGAGCAUUGUGGGCCUUGCACCGUUGCAAUUCCACUUCAAUCAAAGCCUAGCCCAUUUGUUGGGUUUUUGUUGGCAUUACACAUAUAAGCAAUCAAUGUCUUCAGCACUUUACAGUUUGUACUUCUAAUAUCAUUUCAAUUUCCGGACCUCUAGACCGUAAAAUUUGUAAUCUGCAUGUUACUUCAAAUGAUAAAUAUCCUACAUAUUGAUUGA
This is a messenger RNA of Hevea brasiliensis (rubber tree), 2590 nucleotides long. RefSeq lists its product as uncharacterized. NCBI's taxonomy places the organism in Eukaryota, Viridiplantae, Streptophyta, Magnoliopsida, Malpighiales, Euphorbiaceae. Bases 243 to 2240 code for a protein of 665 amino acids. The record is from RefSeq and is a predicted model, not a curated record. The transcript is spliced from 6 exons. Gene Ontology annotation, biological process: protein transport.